AGUUCUAGACAAUUGAGGGUUUGGAAUAUAGACAGUGCUACUUGAGUCCUUGGAGGUCAACACUGACAGUUGUAGACUAGUUGAGGGUUUUUUGGUGUACAUAGACAGAAAAAAAUGUUGUCUAUGUAGAAAGUGCUAGUUGAGGGUUUGGUGAUCUAUAGACUGUGCUAGUUGAGGGUUUGGAGGUCCUGUCUGGUGAGGGAUGUAUUCCCUGAGAGAGGUGAACCCCAUGGUGAGAGGGAUCAGAAUCUCACCACAGAGGGCGCUACAGAAACGUUCAGAACAGAUCACUGCACUACUCCAACAGGGAGAGCAGAAACCAUUCAAGGAAGUUAUUGACAUUAGCUCAUGUGAUUCACACAGGACCGGGAUAAAACCAAUCUCCUUUGUGCGACAGGUCCUGUCGGUCUGUCUGUACCCUGAACUCCUGCAUGAUGACACACUUCCUGGGGAUGUCAGGCAGAGAGCCCAGAGGCUGCUGGGGGAGUGUGAUGGGGGCAGUGUGGGUUCAUACACAGACUCCUGUGGGCUGCCUCAUGUUCAGCGCAGCGUUGCAGAGUUCAUCACUGGUCGAGACGGAGGAGUGCCUUCCUAUCCCCGCAACAUCUUCAUCUCUGCUGGCUCACAGACAGCUCUGAAAGUGAUGGUAAAGCUGUUGGUGAGAGGGGAGGGUGUGUCCCAAACGGGUGUGUUGAUCCCCCAGCCCUGCCCCCACACCCUGCCCAUGCUGCUGGAGGAGGUAGGGGUUGUCCUGGUGCCCUACCAGCUGAGAGAGGAGCAGGGCUGGGCCCUGGAGCCGGGGGAGCUGCACCGAGCCCUCACCGCCUCUAGAGGGCACUGYAGGCCCAGAGCGCUCUACAUCAGCAACCCUGGUAACCCCACUGGUCAUGUACAGAGCAGGAAAUCUAUAGAAUGGGUGAUUCAGUUUGCUGCAGAAGAGAGGCUCUUCCUAUUGGUCAAUGAGGUGUAUCAGGACUGUGUGUAUGGGGAGGGCAGGGAGUUUGUGUCCUAUAAGAGGGUCCUGUUUGAAAUGGGUCAGCAGUACUCUGAGAUGGUAGAGCUGGCCUCCUUUCACUCCAUAUCCAAUGGCAUCAUGGGAGAGUGUGGGCUGCGUGGGGGGUACAUGGAGCUGGUGAAUGUGGACCCAGCAGUGAUGGUGUUUGCUGAGAGCCUCCUGUGUACUGACAUCAGUACCCCCGUCACAGGACAGAUCGCCCUAGAAAUAAUGGUUAACCCUCCCAGACCUGGAGACCCCUCCCAUAGCAAGUAUACACAGGAGAUUCUGACCAAUCGGAUCACCCUGGCCCAGAAUGCUCAGCGGGCUUGGGAGUUUCUGAUUGGUCUUCCGGGGGUGAGCUGUCAGCCAGUGAUGGGAGGUAUUUUUAUCUACCCCCGUCUGAGCCUUCCCCCUGAGGCAGUGGAACAGGCCAAGUCUGACGGACUGGAGACAGACGUGCUAUACAGUCAGAGCCUACUCGAUGAGGAGGGUGUGUGUGUGGGAGCAGGGUGUGAGCAUGGGCGGAGAGAGGACAAAUACCACAUCAGACUGUGCGUGCUGACCCCCUCUGCCACUCUAGAGAAGGUCCUGGCACGCCUUGGCUCGUUCCACCUGCACUUCCUGGACGAGUUCUCCCAGCAUGCUUAGGGACCGAGAGCUACAGUCUGCCACAGACAUCUCCAGGACAGGGAACUGGACGUUCUGAACACAUACUACUGGACAUCUACCAAAGAGAGAAACGAAGGCCCUAUAAAUUAUUGAUCAUGGGGAGCCUCUGAGUAAACAUAUGUAGUAGGUCUGGACUCUAUUUUGCAUAAAGUAAAAAAUUGUCACACAGCUUAGUUAAUUUUUUGAUUUAUGUUAUUUUCACUGCAUCAGGGAUAUCAUACACAGAUGUUUCUGCUUUACAGCCUUCAGUUUGUUGGUAGGUGCCUCUGAGUAGCAAAACGCAGGUUGGCGAUUUAUUGUCAUGAGUCUUGCCCUGAAGGUAGAACUGAGCGGUUUCCGCUAGCUGGGCCAGAGACAAUUUUGACUUUGCAGAUCACAAAAUUAUCUUUUUAAUCUUAAUUUAUGUAUAGGGUUACGCAUUAGUUAGCAGUGUGGGUUAGGUUUAACAUCUGAUUUUAGGACUUUGUGGCUGUGCCAGCUAGUGACUGCUGUGCCAGCCAGUGACCACUCCRCAGAGCUGAUUCCAGGGCAAAACUCAUGACAAUAACAGUAACUGUAAGAACUAAAUUCCUUGACAUUUUGUGUUUGAGGUUCACAUGCAUGAUAUGCAUGUAUGGAAACACAGAAAUAAAUUUCCAAAACAAAA
This is a messenger RNA of Salvelinus sp. IW2-2015, 2312 nucleotides long. RefSeq names its product alanine aminotransferase 2. Gene Ontology annotation, biological process: biosynthetic process. The record is from RefSeq and is a predicted model, not a curated record. NCBI's taxonomy places the organism in Eukaryota, Metazoa, Chordata, Actinopteri, Salmoniformes, Salmonidae. Gene Ontology annotation, molecular function: pyridoxal phosphate binding; L-alanine:2-oxoglutarate transaminase activity.